AUGGUGAUAUGUAUUAGCAUUGUUGUAGCAACUCAGAUUUGGUUGUACAAGUCUACCAAACGUUACGAGAAUAUUCCAGCGUACGGUACAAAAAAUCCACUUUUGCUCAUGUGGCAACAUUGUCAGCAAAUAAGAACAAUAGGGAAAAUCAGCCCACCAGCUUCAUUUCUUAAUUUUUUCAGUUCUGGUGACAAACAUACACGGCGAAGAAAAUUGCUGCAGCCAGCAUUUCACUCUAGAAUUUUGGAGAAUCACGUCGCCCGAUUUAAUGAGCAUUCAUUAAUUCUCGUUAACAAGUUAAAAAGCGUCAUAAAUGAGCCAUGGAUUGAUAUUACGCCUGUGAUAACUACUGUUGCCUUGGAUAUUUUAUGUCAUACUAUAUUGGGUACAGAUAUCGGUAGUCAGCAGGGAAAUCAUGAAGCUAUAGAAUAUCUGGAAGCUAUAGAUGAGCUAGAAUCAUUCAAACUGGAAGAAGAAUGUAAUGAAUAUGACCAACAUUCGAAGAGGACCAGCAAAUCAUUCUUGGACUUGUUGCUGGAAUACCAUGUUAAGGAUCCAAGUUUUACCAUUGAGGAUGUUCAGGAAGAAGUGAACACUUUCCUGUUUGCAGGACAUGAUACAUCAACUAUCGCCGUAUGCUGGGUUUUGUAUCUUCUUGGCUUGCAUCCUGAAGUCCAGAAUAAAGUUUAUCAAGAGCAAUGUUCCAUAUUCGGAGAUAAUAAGAUAGCAGAGGCUACUAAUGAAGAUGUAAAGAAUAUGCUUUACUUAGAAAGCGUUAUCAAGGAAACGUUACGACUGUAUCCACCUGCACCCAUUAUUGCAAGGGAAAACAAAGAAAGCAUUAAAAUUGGGUCCUAUACUAUACCACCCAAAACUCAAAUUGCAUUCUUAAUUUAUAUGCUGCACAGAGAUCCAGAAGUGUUUCUCAACCCAGAAAAAUUUGAUCCCGGAAGAUUUUCUUCAGAAAACAUCGGAAAACAUGAUGCGUUUUCUUACAUUCCAUUUUCUGCAGGACGCAGAUCUUGUAUAGGUCAGAGAUAUGCGAUGGGGGAAAUGAAGAUAAUUUUAAGCCAUAUUGUCCGAAAUUUCAAGGUUACCUCUUUAGAUCCGAGAGAGGAAAUGAAAAUUUACAUGAAAGUGACGUUGAAAUGUCUGGAUCUUAUGCGUCAGCGAUUGUCUUUGAGGUCCAACGGCGAAAAGAAUCGUAGUCGUCGAAGACUGCUGCAACCAACUUUUCACUCAAGAAUUUUGGAAGAUUAUAUUUCCAUAUUUAAUGAGCAUUCAUUAAUUCUUGUUAGCAAAUUGAAAAAGAUGGUUAAUGAACCUUCAAUUGAUAUUAGCGAUUUAAUAGUUACCUGGGCUUUGGACAUUAUAUGUCAUACUGCUAUGGGUAUUCGAAUAAACGCUCAAGAAGGAUCUCAAGAAACUAUGGAAUACGUGAAAGCUGUGGAAGAGUUCUUAGAUCUAGUUAUGUACCGACUGCUGAGGCCAUGGCUUAAAUCUGAUUUCAUAUUUUACCGGACUUCUGCAGGCCAAAGAUACCUAAAAGUUAUAAAUACCUACCAUAAUUUCACCAGAAAAGUCAUUCAAGAGAAGAAAGAAUUCAUAAAACUGGAUAAAAUCAACAACGAAAAGAGUGAAUACUCUGAGAAAGGAAGCAAAGCCUUCUUGGAAUUUUUAUUGGAACAACAUGCUAAACACCCUGACUUUACGCUCGAUGAUGUUCGAGAAGAAGUAGACACUUUCAUGUUUGCUGGGCAUGAUACGUCCACAAUCGCAAUGUCUUGGGCCCUUUACCUGUUAGGCCUUCACCCAGAUAUCCAACAAAAAGUCUUCCAAGAGUUGUAUUUCAUAUUCGGUGAUGACAAGACAAGAGAUGUUAGUAAAGAAGAUUUGAAAAAUAUGAUAUAUUUAGAACAAGUUAUCAAGGAAACUAUACGACUCUAUCCUGCUGCCUCAAUAACGAUAAGAGAAAAUGAAGAAGCCAUUAAAGUUGGUUCGUACACAAUUCCGGCCAGAAGUCAUAUUGCUACUCUUGUCUACAUGCUUCACAGGGAUCCGGAGAUGUUUCCAAAUCCGGAAAAAUUUGAUCCAGACAGAUUUUCUUCGGAAAACAUCCGAAAGAGAGACACAUAUUCUUACAUUCCAUUUUCGGUGGGAACCAGGUCUUGUAUAGGUCAGAAAUUUGCAAUGAUGGAAAUGAAAGUUGCUUUGAGUCAUGUCAUCCGAAAUUUCCGGGUCACCGCUAUAGACCCUAGGGAUAAGAUGAAUGUUUUCGUAAUGGUGACGCUCAAGUGCCUUAGCCCAAUACGCCUUCGCUUCUUCCAGCGUCAAUGAGUCCCGUUUUCAUAAUCAAGAUAUAACGUUGCGUGCCUCUAACUUGCACGCAACCAAGGGUGACUGUGAAAGCUUGUAUAAACCACAGAGUCUUGUAAAGGGUUUAAGUCCCUUUUUAUUCAACGUACUAAA
Stegodyphus dumicola is the source of this 2469-nucleotide messenger RNA. Its product is annotated as cytochrome P450 4C1-like. Gene Ontology annotation, molecular function: oxidoreductase activity, acting on paired donors, with incorporation or reduction of molecular oxygen; heme binding; monooxygenase activity. The record is from RefSeq and is a predicted model, not a curated record. Lineage: Eukaryota; Metazoa; Arthropoda; Arachnida; Araneae; Eresidae.